Molecule: messenger RNA, 2824 nt
Organism: Bombyx mori (domestic silkworm)
Lineage: Eukaryota; Metazoa; Arthropoda; Insecta; Lepidoptera; Bombycidae
Gene: Rpn13
Product: proteasomal ubiquitin receptor ADRM1
Exons: 6
Coding region: 557-1780 (407 amino acids)
Cellular component (GO): proteasome regulatory particle, lid subcomplex; nucleus; cytoplasm
Molecular function (GO): proteasome binding; endopeptidase activator activity
Source: RefSeq, a predicted model, not a curated record
UUUUUUGGCGGGAACGCGAGGAGUGAAGUUGUGUGAUUUGUUUUAUUUUGUCUAUUUAGUGUUUCUUCGGGUUUAAAUGUAUAAGAAUGGUGGUUUAUUAACUGUUUAAUAUCUGUGAAAGUGCACAAAUGUGGGAAAAUGAAACAAAGCCGCUGGACGUAACUUCUCGAGAUCCUCCAAAAAGUCCACUGAAAAAAUCUUAGUAAAUGACCACCAUUUUACUGAGAUUAUAUUUCAUCCCAUUUCAUUUCAUUUAAUUUUACCCCAGUUGAUUAAUGUCUCAAAUUAGUCGUCUUCAUUUCAUUUCACUCCAUAAUAUCAUUUUUCAUAAAAAUGAAUAUAAAUUAAAAUAAGACAUGACUUAAAGGUCUCAGUUACCAGGUCAUAAAAUCCCUUAAAAAAAAAGUAAAGGUGCUAGUCAUCGGCGUCAUUUUACAUUUCGUACUUGCCUACUUCAAUAUAUUUGUCGUCACUCUAUUCAAACUAUUUCAAACAGUUUACUGUAAAGGGUUAAAGUACUUUAAGGGUUCACAGUGACACUGCAUAUCAUAGUAAAAUGUCUACUGCACUGUUUGGCAAUACGUCUGGUCUUGGGGGAAGUUCAGGAGGAAACAAACACAUAGUAGAAUUUCGUGCUGGUCGUAUGACGUUGAAAGGUCGUAUGGUACAUCCAGACAAAAGGAAGGGGCUCUUGUAUGUUUACCAAGGAGAAGAUUCUCUCAUGCACUUUUGUUGGAAAGACCGAACUACGGGGGAGGUUGAGGAUGACUUGCUUAUAUUUCCUGAUGAUUGUGAAUUUACGCGUGUGAAUGAAUGCACCACAGGCCGAGUUUAUGUACUCAAGUUCAAGUUGUUUUCGAAGAAGUGCUUCUUCUGGAUGCAGGAGCCAAAGGCUGACAAGGAUGAAGAAUACUGUCGGCGCAUUAAUGAAGCAUUAAACAAUCCUCCUACAUCUGGUGGGCGUGGAGGAAGCAGUAGUGGUGGGCAAGAUCGUGAAAUACGUAAUUUACUCAACAAUAUGUCUCAACAACAGCUAAUGCAAUUAUUUGGAGGUGUUGGUCCAGUGGGAGGAAUUACUUCUCUCUUAGGAACAAUGGGGAAUAACAGCAGUAGCAGAACAUCUGGCAGCAGCGCGUCUCGCAGUGGCAGCACUCCACGCAGCAGCACAGAGACACGUACACCUGCUCGCGCUCGUGACCUGCCAGCUGCGACACCCGCUCCCGCCGUUACCGCGCCCACACCUACUGCUGCAACCGCCACAACCACGGCCACAACGACUGCCACACCACCCAAUACUGCCAAUGCUCCUGCCCAGAAUAGAAGCGGACAAAUAUUCCUGUCGGAUCUGCAGCGUUACUUUUCCGAACUAGGCACAGCUCCGCCGGAAGGGAACGGUGCGUCAAGGACGGCCCCCGUAGCUGGUGCAGUCAAUGUCGAUCUGGGCAGCGUUCUGUCAGCUUCCGACGUAGUGUCUACUGCUUCGGCCCCGGAGAAUGCCGUGCGACUGGCGCCACACCUGCCCGCCCAGGACGAUGCCGCAAAUCAGUUUUCUUCAGCGGUGGGUUCCGGACAGAUGGGGCCAGUAAUGUCACAAUUCGGCUUACCGUCGGAAGUCUCAUCUGCUGCAAAUACGGGAAACAUUGAAGCCGUCUUCAAGGCACUGGAAGACACUUCUUCUUCGUCAGGUACCACGACAAAAGAAGACGACAAAAAAAAGGAUAAAUCUAAAGACGAUCAAAAUAGUAAAAAAGAUGAUGAUGCCGGAAUGUCCCUUGAUUAAUUUAAUGUAUUAACCCUCUUCCUGAUAACAAUUUUUAUAUAUUUUGUAAGCGUGAAUGUUAUGCUGGUUUUACACUAUUGCUAAACAGCGGCAAGCACCUACAAGUAUCAAAGUGAGAAUUGGGCAUUAAGUUUGUACGAAAUUGUAAGACGAAUUUUUUGAUGAAAUUGGUAGUCUCAUUUCCGUUGUUUUGUUUUUUUUUUCAAUAUAAAGCGUUAAAUCAAUUUAAUAAUAGAAACGAGCGAAGAAUGUUGCUAAUUUAUUGCAUUAUAUUGUGAUGAAAAUUGUAAAAUAUAAUGAGAAUCUUAAUUCUCUUGAUCUGAGUUCCCUAUGACACAAGUACUAUAGUAGCUAUCAAUGUUCGGCUCAAAUAUUUUUUCUAAGCUUUGUACAUACUUUGGGACUUGCUGUGUAUUAUAUGCGUGUAAAUUCAGCACUAACAAUUAGGCCCAUCACGCGAAUAUCUUAUAACUUUGCUAAAAUAAACGAUAUAUAUGUACUUUUAUAAUAGUAUUAUUUGUUUGUUCCUGUUCACCCAGAAUAACAGUUUGGGAUAAUAUUAGUUGGUAUAAGUUUAGGGACCAUUCAUAGACUCCUGGGUUGUUAAAACAAUUCUUGCGUAAAGCUAGGGCAAGUUACAAUGAAUAUUUUUUUUCAUAUCUAAUUAACAGUUAUAAUAAUAUUAAUAAUAAUUACCUUUACAAAAACCAUUUAUGUCAAACUAUAAAUAUUAGUGUACGUAAUUAUUUAAUAAUGCACAUAGGUAACAAUUUAUUUAAAAAAAUCUUGCGUAAGAACGUAGAUUGGGAGUCUGAAAUCGUAUAGAUAUGUGUUGUUACAGUGCACAGAAAAUUAGUUAUUGUAUUAUUAAUGAAUGGCCCUUUAGUUAUUAUACAAAAUAGUGUAUUAUGACAAACAAAUUUCACUCUAAUUAUUUUAGCGAUUUACUUUUAUUGACAAAAAUAAUUAAAUUUCGUUUAAUAUUCAAGCAUUUUAUUUCUUUUCAACUGUGAAUAAAUAAUAUAUAUUUUCUCACGUACAAAA